AUGAGUAAAAAAAACCCAAAAACUUUCAUAUAACUAAUAAUUUAGAGACUUCUACGAUAUCAUGUAAAUCUAAGAAUUCCUUCAAAGAUCUAAGCGAUUAUAGAAGUAAAAUUUGACUAAAAAGUAGAUCGCACUCCUGUAGAGAAAACAUUAAACUUACAUUAAAAUUAAGAGAGCGUUACUAAAAUUAAACAAAUGCUUAAUAACUUAGUAUAAACCGAUAAUAAAUCUUCAACUUCUUUAUUUGGAUAAGGUCUUAGAGAUAAAUAAAUAUAAGACACUAAGUCUACAAGGGGAGAUAAUUCUAGAAAUGCUUCAACCUCUGGUUAUGUUAAUAAGAAUCCAUUAAAUAAAACAACCAAAACUAACGAUACUUUUUUCAAAUAAAAUAUCCCCACCCCUUAAUCAACUCGAGAGUCUAAUCAAAAUAAUGGCAAUCUAUCUAAUCUAUAUUACAUGUUUUAAAAUAAAUAAUCUGAUCCAUAAAUUAAGCAUAAUAAUUUAACUUUAUCUUAGUUAGCAAAAUAAUAAUAAUAAUAGUAGUAAUCUUAACAAUAAAAAUAAUAAAGAAAUAGCAAUAACACAACUCCUUAAAAAUCAGGAAAUAAUGGUAAUAAUAAAAAUAUUUCAUCAACUGAAUAUCUCAAUCAAAUAUAAUAGCUUAAAUUAAAAAUUGAUAAUAGUUUAUUAAGAAAACCUGCAUAGAAAACAGAAAAAUUACAAAAAUCGAAUAAUUCCUAAUUGAUCAAAAGUAUCUCAUCUUAGAUUUUAAAUAAAUAACCGUAAGAUGCUAAUUAAGGAGUAAAGAAGGAAGUUAUCUAAGAAAGAGUCUUUUAAUUAUUACUGGAAAAAGAAUAGUUAUGGAAUCAAAUGAAUACAUCAUUAGAUAAUAUUAACUAAAAUUAAUUAAAUUAACUAUGUUAGUAGAUCCAGUAAUCUUUAAAUUCCCUUUUAGAUCGAAAAAAUAGCGAAUACUUAUCUAAAAUAGAUAUGAAUAUCAUUGAUACAUUCCUAUUAGAAUCUUACACAAUCCUUAUUAUAGCACUUGAAUACUUAAAGACUUAACAAAGUUUUGACUAAAAUUUAAGAAAUCUCAUUGUCUAUGUUACUCAAAGUAACUUUUACACUCUAUAAUCAAUUUUUAACUUUGUUCCAAAUGUAAUACUUUCUUUAAUUUCAGGAUACCUUAAAAUAAAGAAUCGAUAUGAGAUAAAUUUAAUUAAAGAAACCUUAAAAUAAAGCCAAGCAAACCCUGUAAAAAAACAAUUUUAUAAUAAAAUCGAUUCUAGAAUUAAUGAAUUGACGACACAAGUCACCCAGAGAUAUAUUCUCAUUUAGGAUUUAAUUCAACCACAAAAGAAAAUCCUCCAUUAAAUAGCAAAAGAAAUUAUAUAAGAUGAAAACCAUAAUAAUUUGAACUGCAAAAAGCCUUCAAAACUUGAUGUAAAAACCAAUAAAAUGUUAUUGCCAAAAAAGCCUUUGAAAAACUACACUUUAGUUUUAGAUCUUGAUGAGACUCUAGUGCAUUAUUAGGAACUUCCUAAUGGAGGAGGCUAAUUUUUAGUUAGACCUUAUGCAGAAGAGUUUUUGGAGAAAUUAUCUAAAUAUUAUGAAUUGGUAAUAUUUACUGCCGCUCAACCGGAUUAUGCUAAUUUCAUUAUUGAUAUAAUUGAUAAGUAAAAAGUAGUGACUUCAAGACUUUAUAGAGAACACACUUGUUACAAAGAUAAUAUUUACCUUAAAGAUUUAUCAAUAUUGGGUAGAAGUUUGGAAAGAGUUAUUAUAGUUGACAAUAUGCCAGAGAAUUUCUAAUUAUAGCCAGAAAAUGGUAUUUACAUACUGAGUUGGACAGGUGACUAAAAUGACAGGGCUCUUAAAGAUCUAAUGCCUUUAUUGGAAUAAAUUGCAUUAAAAAAAUGUAAAGAUGUUAGAGAUGCUUUAAAUCAAUUUAGGGAGCAAAUGAUCUAAAAGGUUUAACAGGGUAUUAAAAACCCAUAUCAAAAUCUCUCCUUGGAAUGAAACUUAAUUGUGAAGAUAUUUUUAUGUUUUAUUUAUAAAUCAAAUUUAACAA
This is a messenger RNA of Paramecium tetraurelia, 2071 nucleotides long. RefSeq lists its product as uncharacterized. Gene Ontology annotation, molecular function: phosphoprotein phosphatase activity. Lineage: Eukaryota; Ciliophora; Oligohymenophorea; Peniculida; Parameciidae. The record is from RefSeq and is a predicted model, not a curated record. The transcript is spliced from 8 exons.